GCGGAACCGGCCGGCCGGAAGGCAGGUGCUUACACUGGGAUUUGGUUUCUCAUCCUAUGGAUCACUGAAUGAGUACCAGAUGGCCUUGCCUCGCCUUACAGGUGCUUUACGCUCCUUUUCAAAUGUCACUAAGCAUGAGGAUUACAGUGAGGAAUUGGCUGACUUAAAGACUAAAAGAUUAAAACUCCACGAGCAGUUGCUGAAGUCUGAGCUUACUUGGAAGAAGAUAAUGAAGUUUGUUGAUGACCACUUGGACAAGAAGGAACACCAAGCUGUAAAUGGUGAUCUCAAAGCUAUAUUGCAAGCUGCAAAACAAAUAGUUGGAGCUGAAAAUGGACAAGAAGCAAUUGAGAGUGGAGCUGUUUUUCUCUUUAAGACAUUUCACAACAAGGAAUGUGUUGGCCACGAGGAGACCAAGGCGAUCAAGCAGAUGUUUGGGCCAUUUCCAUCAUCGUCUGCUACCACAGCUUGUAGUGCCACAUGUCGGAUUGCUUCUCACUUCACCGAGGAACAGCUUACAGCCCUCAUACAGAUGGCUGAAGAGCAAAAUGGUGAUGACAGAGUCCUCUUUGGUAAAAAUGUAGUGUUUUCGUUUGACAUGCACGAUUUGGAUCACUCGGAGGAGCUGCCUGUGAACGGCGAGGCCGACGCACGGAAGAUCAUCAGCUUAGAUUAUAACAAGUUUCUGACUAACCAGCUGAAUCACUUACAGAAUUACUGUGAUGGCAAAGCUGAGCCCAAGCCUGAGGGAAAAGUAGAUGAUUCUUUUUUGUGGUAUGAAGUAGGAAAGUACCUGAACGAAUCUCAAGGGGGUACCCCUGGAGGGCCAACAACAGAAGACCUCUGCUGUACUUUGUACGAGAUGCUGUCUUCCAGCAAAAGUGGUGAUGAACUUCAGAAUGAGCUGUUUGAAUUGCUGGGUCCUGAAGGGUUUGAACUCAUAGAGAAGCUUCUACAGAACAGAUCUCUGAUUCUGGAAAGAUCUUUGACUUGUCCAAAUGACAACAGGUUUCAGGCUCUUCAAGAACAGUGCAAGAGGCUCCUGGGAGAGAGCACCAAGCCCAAUUAUGGUUGUCAAGUGACAAUUCAGUCUGAACAGGAAAAGCUGCUACUGAAGCAGUACCGUCGGGAAGAGAAGAGAAAUGCCAGGAAAGAGAAGCAGGCUGGGGAAGAUGGAGAAGCUUCUGGAGAAGGAUUAAUGAACUUUGAUCCCAAAGAGCUGCGGAUGCAAAGAGAACUGGCACUUCUGAACGCUCGAAGCAUGCCUGUCCUGGCCAGGCAGAGAGAGGUGGACUUGGAAAAAAUCCAUUAUCCACAUGUUUAUGAUUCCAGAGCUGAAGCCAUGAAAACAUCUGCAUUCAUUGGGGGUGCAAAGGUGUUCUUACCAGAGGCAGUUCAGAGAGAAAACAACAAAAUGUAUGAAGAAGUAAAGAUCCCCCACAGUGAGCCAAUGCCUAUUGGUAUUGAAGAGAAGAUUGUUUACAUUAAAGACUUAGAUGAGGUUGGACAGCUUGUUUUCAAAGGCAUGAAAAGACUGAACAGGAUCCAGUCCAUAGUCUUUGAGACUGCCUACAACACCAAUGAGAACAUGCUCAUCUGUGCCCCCACUGGUGCUGGCAAGACCAACAUCGCCAUGCUGACUGUGCUGCAUGAAAUCCGCCAGCACCUCCAGCAGGGCAUGAUCAAAAAGGAUGAGUUUAAGAUUGUCUACGUUGCUCCCAUGAAGGCUCUGGCAGCCGAAAUGACAAAUUACUUCAGCAAGCGCCUGGAGCCGCUCGGCAUCACGGUGAAAGAGCUGACUGGGGACAUGCAGCUGUCCAAAGGGGAGAUCCUCAGGACACAGAUGCUUGUGACUACUCCAGAGAAAUGGGAUGUAGUGACAAGGAAAAGUGUUGGUGAUGUAGCCCUCUCUCAGCUGGUAAAACUCUUGAUUCUGGAUGAAGUUCAUCUGUUGCACGAAGACAGAGGACCUGUGCUUGAAAGUAUAGUAGCAAGGACCUUACGUCAGGUUGAGUCCACACAAAGCAUGAUUAGGAUUUUGGGCCUUUCAGCUACCUUACCCAAUUAUCUUGAUGUAGCCACAUUUCUGCAUGUCAACCCCUACAUUGGACUCUUCUACUUCGAUGGCCGCUUCCGACCCGUCCCGCUGGGCCAAACCUUCAUAGGAAUUAAGACAACCAAUAAGGUGCAGCAGCUGAAUCACAUGGAUGAAGUUUGCUAUGAAAAUGUGCUGAAGCAAAUAAUGGCUGGACACCAGGUGAUGGUGUUUGUUCAUGCUAGAAACGCCACAGUGAAAACUGCUAUGAGUCUUCGAGAAAAAGCGAAAAACAAUGGUCACAUCUGUCACUUCUUGUCACCCCAAGGAUCAGAUUAUGGACAAGCUGAAAAGCAGGUACAGAGAUCCAGAAACAAGCAGCUGCGUGAGCUGUUCCCAGAUGGAUUCAGCAUCCAUCACGCAGGAAUGCUGCGGCAAGACAGGAGCUUGGUGGAGAACUUGUUUUCUAAUGGCCACAUCAAAGUCUUGGUUUGCACAGCUACACUGGCCUGGGGGGUCAAUCUUCCUGCUCACGCUGUUGUGAUUAAGGGAACACAAAUAUAUGCUGCAAAAAGAGGCUCCUUUGUUGACCUUGGAAUUUUAGAUGUCAUGCAGAUCUUUGGGCGAGCUGGACGGCCUCAGUUUGACAAAUUCGGAGAAGGCAUCAUCAUCACCACGCACGAUAAACUCAGCCACUACCUGACUCUUCUCACUCAGCAGAACCCAAUCGAAAGCCAGUUCCUUGAAAGCCUUGCUGACAACCUAAAUGCAGAGAUUGCUCUUGGCACAGUAACUAACGUGGAAGAAGCAGUAAAGUGGAUAAGUUACACUUAUCUCUACGUACGGAUGAGAGCAAAUCCAUUAGUGUAUGGCAUCAGUCACAAAGCUUAUCAGAUGGACCCAAGUCUAGAAAAGCACCGAGAGCAGCUGGUAAUUGAAGUUGGCAGAAAGCUGGACAAAGCCCGCAUGAUUCGCUUUGAAGAGCGAACCGGCUUCUUUGCUUCUACGGAUCUAGGCAGAACUGCCAGCCACUACUAUAUUAAAUACAACACUAUUGAGACCUUCAAUGAGUUGUUUGAUGCUCAUAAAACAGAAGGUGAUAUCUUCGCUAUAGUAUCAAAAGCCGAAGAAUUUGAACAGAUAAAGGUGAGAGAAGAAGAAAUAGAAGAGCUGGAUACCUUACUGAAUGAUUUCUGUGAACUUCCUGCUCCAGGAGGUGUGGAAAACAAUUAUGGAAAGAUUAAUAUCCUCCUUCAGACAUAUAUUAGCAGAGGGGAGAUGGACAGCUUCUCCCUUAUUUCAGACUCUGCAUAUGUUGCACAGAACGCAGCUCGCAUUGUUCGGGCUCUCUUCGAGAUCGCCCUCAGGAAGCGGUGGCCUGCCAUGACCUAUCGGCUCCUCAACCUCAGCAAAGUCAUCGACAAGAGGCUGUGGGGCUGGGUCAGCCCUUUGAGGCAGUUCUCAGUCUUGCCACCAUCAGUCCUCUCGAAGCUGGAGGAAAAGAAUCUCACUAUAGACAAGAUGAAGGACAUGAGAAAAGAUGAAAUAGGUCAUAUGCUGCAUCAUGUGAAGAUUGGGUUAAAGGUGAAGCAGUGUGUCCAUCAAAUCCCCUCCAUCAUCAUGGAAGCAACCAUUCAGCCAAUCACCCGCACGGUGCUCCGAGUGCGGCUGAACAUCUCUCCCGACUUCACCUGGAAUGAUCAGGUACAUGGCACUGUUGGAGAGCCCUGGUGGAUCUGGGUAGAAGACCCUGCUAAUGAUCACAUUUAUCAUUCAGAGUACUUCAUCAUUCAGAAAAAGCAGGUCAUUACUAAAGAGCCUCAGCAGCUGGUGUUCACAAUCCCAAUUUUUGAACCUCUUCCUUCUCAAUAUUACAUCCGAGCUGUGUCUGAUAGAUGGUUAGGAGCAGAGGCUGUAUGCAUCAUAAAUUUUCAACACUUGAUUCUUCCAGAGAGACAUCCACCCCACACAGAGCUUCUAGAUCUUCAGCCUUUGCCUAUCACAGCCUUGGGACACCCAGAAUACGAAGCCCUGUACAAAUUCACCCACUUCAACCCUAUCCAGACCCAGAUAUUUCAUACACUUUACCACACAGACUGUAACGUCCUCCUUGGAGCACCGACAGGUUCUGGGAAAACAGUUGCAGCUGAGCUUGCCAUCUUUAGAGUGUUUAACAAGUAUCCCACAUCAAAGGCUGUGUACAUCGCACCCUUGAAAGCCCUCGUUCGGGAGAGAAUUGAGGACUGGAAAGUUAGGAUUGAAGAAAAACUUGGUAAAAAGGUUGUAGAGUUGACAGGAGAUGUGACUCCAGAUAUGAGAGCUAUUGCCCAAGCUGACCUGAUUGUUACUACCCCAGAGAAGUGGGAUGGUGUCAGCAGAAGCUGGCAGAACAGAAGCUACGUUCAGAAGGUUUCCAUCCUUAUCAUCGAUGAGAUCCAUCUGCUGGGGGAUGAGAGAGGCCCAGUGUUGGAAGUCAUCGUCUCUCGAACAAACUUCAUUUCAUCUCACACGGAGAAGCCUGUGAGAGUUGUUGGUUUAUCCACUGCUUUAGCCAAUGCCAGAGACCUUGCUGACUGGCUAAAUAUUAAUCAGAUGGGGCUGUUCAACUUCCGACCCUCCGUGCGCCCUGUUCCCCUGGAGGUGCACAUCCAGGGCUUCCCUGGCCAGCAUUACUGUCCCCGCAUGGCCAGCAUGAACAAACCUGCGUUCCAGGCCAUUAGGAGCCACUCUCCAGCCAAGCCUGUCCUCAUCUUUGUCUCCUCCAGACGCCAGACCCGGCUGACUGCCUUGGACCUGAUCGCUUUCCUGGCCACCGAGGAUGAUCCCAAACAGUGGCUGAAGAUGGAUGAGAGAGAGAUGAAUGACAUUAUAGUGACUGUCAGAGAUUCCAAUCUGAAGCUGACCCUGGCUUUUGGAAUAGGCAUGCACCACGCAGGCCUGCAUGAAAGGGACAGGAAAACGGUGGAAGAGCUCUUUGUGAACUGCAAAAUCCAGGUUCUUAUUGCCACCAGCACGUUAGCUUGGGGUGUAAAUUUUCCAGCCCAUUUAGUCAUUGUUAAAGGGACAGAAUACUACGAUGGGAAAACAAGGCGCUACGUGGAUUAUCCCAUCACAGAUGUGCUUCAGAUGAUGGGCCGUGCUGGCAGACCACAGUUUGACGACCAAGGCAAAGCUGUCAUUCUAGUCCAUGACAUUAAGAAAGACUUCUACAAAAAAUUCCUGUAUGAACCCUUCCCAGUGGAAUCAAGCUUGUUAGAAGUGCUGGCUGACCACUUGAAUGCUGAAAUAGCUGCUGGAACUAUCACUUCUAAGCAGGAUGCAAUGGAUUAUAUCACCUGGACUUAUUUCUUCCGUCGGCUUAUCAUGAACCCAACUUACUAUAACUUGGAUGAUGUGAGCCACGACACUAUGAAUAAGUACCUCUCAAGCCUCGUUGAGAAAUCCCUCUAUGAUUUGGAAUGCUCCUACUGCAUUGAAAUUGGGGAGGACAGUCGCAGCAUUGAACCCCUGACGUACGGCCGCAUCGCUUCCUAUUACUACCUGAAGCAUCCAACUAUUGGCAUGUUCAAAGACCAGUUGAAACCUGAAAGCAGCAUUGAGGAAUUGCUCUUAAUUCUGACAAAUGCUGAGGAGUAUGCAGACCUGCCUGUGAGACACAAUGAGGAUCAGAUGAACAGCGAACUGGCAAAGCAUCUCCCCAUUGAAGUCAAUCCCCACUCCUUUGACAGCUCUCACACAAAAACACAUCUCCUGCUGCAAGCCCACUUCAGCCGUGCCAUGCUGCCUUGUCCAGAUUAUGCAACUGAUACAAAGACAGUGCUGGACCAAGCAAUUCGAAUUUGUCAGGCUAUGCUGGAUGUUGCAGCACACCAUGGCUGGCUGGUGACUGCCCUCAACAUCACUACCCUGGUGCAGAUGGUGGUUCAGGGCAGGUGGAUCCAUGACUCUUCCCUGCUCACUUUGCCCAAUGUAGAACUGCACCACCUCUACCUUUUCCGGAAGUGGAGCCAAGGCAAAAGGAAGAGUGUGCAUGGAGGUUACCAAGGACCUAUCGAGUGUCUUCCCGAACUAAUGGCUGCCUGUGAAGGAAGAGAAAAUGUUUUUGCUUCCAUUGUGGGCAGCGAGUUGCAAGCAGCACACAUUUCACAGGCUUGGAAUUUCUUGUGUCGUUUGCCAAUCCUAAACGUCAGGCUGAGCAUUAAGGGCUGCUGGAAUGAGCAGGCUCAGGCAGAGGGCGAGGUGCCUGUCCCUUCCUCGGCAACAGAUGACAAGAGGUGGCUGAGGCUGCACGCCGACCAGGAGUACGUGCUCCAGAUCAACCUGCAGAGAACCCAGCUGGGCUAUCAGGGAAAGCAGGACAGCAAAGCAGUGGCUCCUCGGUUCCCCAAGGUUAAAGAUGAAGGCUGGUUUGUGAUCUUGGGAGAGGUGGAUAAGAGAGAGCUCAUUGCCCUGAAGAGAACUGGCUACGUCAGAAACCGAAGCACUGUGUCUGUUGCUUUCUACACCCCAGAAACCCCUGGAAAGUGUAUCUACACCUUGUAUCUCAUGAGUGACAGCUACCUUGGCCUGGACCAGCAGUAUGACAUUUACCUGAACGUUGUACCAGCCAGGACUUCAGCACAAGCCACAGCAGAGGUGUCAGAUGCUCUGAGUCACCUGGCUCUGGAGUAAGGCCACCUGAAAAGUCCACUCAAAAGAACUGGCCUUGCAGCUGAGACAUCUGGGCACCUGAAGAAAAAAAAUGCCUUAGUGGAACCAACUUCAAACCUCAAGACAGCUGGGAAGUUGAAAGUGACUGCUGUAUUGACUCUGGGCAGGCAGAGUUAGCCACAGUGGCCUUACUCCUUUGUGAGGAUUUGUCUUUUCUUGUUUCAUCUCUCUCCUUUCAGAAGUCACGUUGGGAAUGGAAUUUUGAGACAUCAAAAUACAUAUAUGAAUAAAUAAA
Dryobates pubescens (Downy woodpecker) is the source of this 6980-nucleotide messenger RNA. It is a transcript of the gene ASCC3, whose product is annotated as activating signal cointegrator 1 complex subunit 3. The transcript is spliced from 42 exons. The record is from RefSeq and is a predicted model, not a curated record. Gene Ontology annotation, molecular function: nucleic acid binding; ATP hydrolysis activity; ATP binding. The coding region runs from base 80 to 6706 and encodes 2208 amino acids. Lineage: Eukaryota; Metazoa; Chordata; Aves; Piciformes; Picidae.